This is a messenger RNA of Panicum virgatum (switchgrass), 885 nucleotides long. RefSeq lists its product as uncharacterized. The transcript is spliced from 2 exons. Lineage: Eukaryota; Viridiplantae; Streptophyta; Magnoliopsida; Poales; Poaceae. Bases 199 to 885 code for a protein of 228 amino acids. The record is from RefSeq and is a predicted model, not a curated record.
AAACUUAAACUGAUCUAUAAUUUGGAACGGAAGUGCUAAACUAAUAUCAUCGCUAGCUUCCACAUAUAUUUUCGAUUUUUGAACUUUUCAGCAGCAUGGAAAAUUGCUACAGACUCCGUAAUACACGGAGUAUGAGCAAGCUGGUGGGUUUGCUCGCCGGCGGCGACGGCGGCGGAGCUUAGUUGCCGGGAGCGGCGGAUGUCGAAGCUGCUUCAACGGCGAAUAAAGUUCCUUCCCGACGACGGUGGCAUAUCAUGCGUCGUCCUCGGUGAAGCUUUUGUGGGGUUUGUGUACCUCCCCUUUCCCCUGCGUUUCUUCGACAGCGGCGGCGACAGCCUCGGCGCUUCCUCCGGAGAAGGGCACGGGUGGAUUUUGGUUCUCCUUCUUGUUGAUGCGGCUCCUGGCGUCGUCGAUGGGGUGGAGAUUUUACUCCCCUGGGUAGAGAUUUUACUCCUCUGCGGUGGAUUUGGCGAGGUCUUCUCCGGCCACCGUGUGAGGCUAUCGAUCUCGGUGGCGCCGGCUCUGGGUUGGUGGGCGUUCGGGCCCGAGGAAGAUGAUGGUGUUCUUGGUGUUCUUCCGUUGUCGCCGGCGUGGGUGCUGCUGAUGUGCCACAGCGAAGCUAGAUGCGUCAGGGAAGGCGAUACGUGGCGUUGGCUUAUGCAGCGUGUCCAAGAGUUGGAGCUCCUUGACGGCGAGGCGGAGCUCCCCAAGCUCGGUGACGCCGGCGGUCGUCGGUGCUCGCUGAGGAAGAAGGCAGAGAAGAUCUCUUUGGCCUGUGUUGUAAUUUUCAUUUCUUUGAGGGACUUCUUUGUAAUUUGGGGUUGUACUGUGCUUCAAUUAAUACCAUCCUUCCUUUCGAAAAAAAAAAAGCUGGUGGGUGGGUAA